Molecule: messenger RNA, 2484 nt
Organism: Trypanosoma cruzi
Lineage: Eukaryota; Euglenozoa; Kinetoplastea; Trypanosomatida; Trypanosomatidae
Exons: 1
Coding region: 1-2484 (827 amino acids)
Source: RefSeq, a predicted model, not a curated record
AUGUCAACAAUGGAUUCUUCCUUUGUGUCACAUCGUCAGCGUGUCCUUGACAACCGUGUUGAGCGGUCGAUGGAGGGAUGGUCUGUCAUUGCAAAUAUCACAGACUUCACGCACGCCGUUUGCCGUGUAUCGGAUGGCAGGGGCUCCGCCAUUCUUGUCGCCCUUCCGUUUUUGGAUUCCACCGCUCGCUGCGACGUGAUUCAGGAUGGACGGCAAAGUCCUCAAGUAAGGCGUGAUGGCACCGGCGUGCUGCUCACAACGUCGUUUGUAUUCCCCAGUCGAGAAGAAGCACAGGGGGCAACCGUGACGUUUCUCGAACAGCCGGUUGCAGGGACAAACGCACGCGAGGGGCGCCGUGUGGAACCGUUUCAAGCCCCAGUGAAUGUGGAAAAGCUUUUUUUCUGUUCUACCCCUAGUGCCUCUGUUCUGCCGCGAUCCAGGUGGGGUGUUGGAGGAGCAUUCAUGCCCGUGCCCAACAACACGCCUUUUUCUGGAAACUGUACCGCCACUGGUGGGUCUUUGCAUGCCUCGAAAUUCAGUUUCAUCGGGGAGGAGGAGGAGGAGGAGAAUGAGGAGGAGUUGGGCUACACUUUGACGUUUUGCGACAUGAAUCCAACGGAGGAGUGUUCAGCGCCUAUAGGUAUUGUCGUGCCGCCGCUUGUUCCACCUGGACACUCAUUUAUUUCUUCUUCCGAAGUGAGCGCAAGCGUCUCGUGCGUAUCUUUACCUCAACAAUUAUUGCAGCAUCGUCCUGCAGCUUCUUAUUUGGAGCGGCAAGAGCCGCAGAACGCGACAUUUUUCUCUUCUUCUUGCGGCACGGGAAGUCUUACUGGGCGCCACGCUACGCAGCGAUGGGAUUCAUAUCCAAUUAAACCAUUGCCCCUGCCAUUAUUGUUGUCUCGAAUUGCCAAGGUACGUGCUGGUGAUCGUCAUUUGAUGAUUACACACAUCAACGGUCGUGAACGGCAUUAUGUUGUUCAGACAGUGAAGCGGGUUGGAAAUGAUUCAUGCGAAUAUGAAUUUUUUGAUCCCGCGAGCGAAUUUAGCAGCGGGGGUCCCAUUUUUGACAUGCGAGGGGAUUUUGUGGGGCUGCAGCACCAGAGUGGGGAUCACAGUUAUGGCAUUCUUAUCUCUUCCAUUGUGCGUCACUUGUUCCAAUCUUCAUUGUUGGGCGUCUGCCGUCUGCCCAUUGUUGACGUCAGUGUGGAUGAGAAGAAAUUUGAUUUGGACGCCGUGGUGCCCGAUGAAGUGUUUAAUCAGCCUUUUCACAUCAAUCAACGCUAUUGCGUGUUAAAUGUGGGUGCGGGUGAUCAAUUGAUUGAGUACGAGGAUUUUCAACGGCUGCGUAUGCGUAGUGAUAUCCUAGGGUCAACACAACCACCUUCUCUUGUGGCGCCUGCAAGUGAUCAUGUAUGGAAGGAAUUUUACCGUGAUUUCCGUAGUCUCAUUCUUAUCCUUUUUGCCUUUUCCCAUGCACCCAAAGUGACAAAACUGGCAUUGGAGGAGAUAACAUCGCAUGAUCACCGCCAAAACUUACCAAAUGUGGCAUCUCUUGGGGGUAUUGGUAUUGUGCUGGAGAUCAUUGAUGGGUACCCACAGAAUGAAGAGAUUGUAUUGGCUGCCCUUACUGUCCUGGGUCGUGCCUCUUUGUAUAAAUCGAAUCGGGAGGCAAUUUUUCGCUGUGAUGGGGUCCUGACGGUAUUAGAGAUUAUGAAUGAGUACUCCCAUCAUGCCUCGAUUCAGCACUGGGGGAAUUACUGUUUGUAUAACGUCAUGGCGUCUGACUCACCUGUGCGCACGGAGUCUAUUGAACUUUUUGCAUAUAGUCAAGGUAUUGCAGUGGCUGUCGAGGCGCUUCGCGUACAUUCUGCUGAACGCUACGUAUUACGUCAUGCUAGUUUUGCUCUCAGCUGUGUGGUAAAGGAAGAUGUUCAGUACAUUUUUGGAAUGAUUCGUGGUGGACUCACCAACGUUAUUGUGGAUCGGAUGAAGGACAAUAGCGAAGAUCCCUUUGUUUUUCUCGGCCUGGCAACCCUGCUACGUGAGCUGUUGUGUGGUCUCGGGAAGAAGAACUUGUUGGCCCCAUUGACCAUCCCAGCGGUAACAAUUGCUUUGGAUUCAGGCGUAUGGUGCGACGGAAUACAUUUAUUUGGAUUGGAUGCGCUUAACAAUCGCAGCAGCGGCGAGGAGGUCGGGAAUGUUCUGUUGGACAUCCUGGUUAAGGAAGGAGUUUUCACCGUCCUUGGGAAGGUCAUGGCGUGUGAAUCCCUGAACAGGUAUUCAAGCGAUUCCAUGACGUUGCUAGAGGCAUGUGUCGGUUCUGUCUUGGUGCUUCUGUUUUGCCGCUUGACGGAACUUCAAGCCGAGUUCUCAUCGAUGAAGUUGAAACAAACAUGUGAACAGAUCCUGCGGAAUUUCCCAACGGAAAAGGGGCUGCUGGAGAUGACAACACGAAUCAUAGACAUGCUUUCAGCCGUGUCGUGA